Molecule: messenger RNA, 4335 nt
Organism: Mytilus trossulus (common blue mussel)
Lineage: Eukaryota; Metazoa; Mollusca; Bivalvia; Mytilida; Mytilidae
Product: rab3 GTPase-activating protein non-catalytic subunit-like
Exons: 34
Coding region: 76-4170 (1364 amino acids)
Biological process (GO): regulation of GTPase activity
Molecular function (GO): protein binding
Source: RefSeq, a predicted model, not a curated record
UUAACUUCCGUUUCCGUUUCGAAACGUAAACAUUGAUUUUCAUUUGAGACUUUUGAAACGGUAGAAAUACAAACCAUGUCAUGCCAGCUCUCUGUAUUUGGUCAUUUCCAAGAAGUCUCAUCAUUAAGAGAAUACCUGUUUCCCUGCUCAAAAGAUGAAUCGUCACAGAAGAGUGACAGGGGUGGAAAUGAUGCCUGGACUGAAGAUUGGAGUUGGAAUGAAGAUGAACCGAUGGAACAAGAUGACUCUGACUCAUCUCAGUCAACCGAGGAGAAUAAACACAACUGGUUACAGGACUGUCUCAUAUCCAUCUCACCUGCUAAUGAUCUCAUGGCUGUAGCAUAUGGUGACAAACUUGUCUUGUUCUCACAAAAAUGGGAUCCUGGUGACACAGAAUCAGAGACCAAGUUUUCUAUGAAGUAUAAAGAAAGUUUGAAACAAGAUGAAGGGGAAACCAUCACAGCUGUUUUGUGUCUGCCAUUAGCUUCUCAGAAAAGAAGUACACAAGGAGCUCCAGACUGGACAUGUAUUAUUGUAGGAUUUUCCACUGGGUACAUCAGGAUUUAUACUGAGACUGGUACCCUGCUGUUAUCCCAAUUAUUGCAUACAGAACCAGUUCAGAAGAUCAAGUGUAGGACUUAUGAACCACCAAGAUACCUUGGUCUUUCUGAACAGCACGAGGAACUUAUAAUACUGUUCAGAAAGGCCCUUGUGACAGUAGAUGGUUUCAGUCUUUACCAGUCACUUAGAGCUUGUAGGAAUCAAGUAGCCAGAGCUACAGCAGGAGAUACAUCCAUACAGCCACCACCUCUAGCCUACAAAAAAUGGGGGUUACAGGGACAAGAAAGAAUCCAGGACUGUUGUACAUGUGGUAUUGAUACUCCUAAUCCGUUUGAUCAGAUGAAAUCUGCUGCAAUGAUGGCACCUAAUGCUACAUUAAGACCAGCCCCAUCAACUUCUGCUAAAUAUAUUACAUCUGGUGUUAGUCAUUAUGUUGGAGUGUAUAAUGCUGUUGAGGGCAGUACACAGCCAAUAUUAUCUGAAGUUGCCUUCGCUGUUGCUAGCAAACUGAAGUCUGCCUUAAUGUCAGCUGCAAGUGGCUGGUUAGGAUUUGGACAGAAACAGAAAGAAGAGGAUAGAAGCAAACCCAAAAUUGAACCUGUUACUCCAUUGAAUAUGAGUUUUGGUUUACCAGAUAGGCUUAGAAAUGGUGACUCGAUUCACUUAUCUCCUAACAAUAACUAUGCUGCUACAACAGAUAACUUUGGACGAGUUAUUCUGAUAGAUAUAGACAGAGGAACAGCCAUCAGAAUGUGGAAAGGUUACAGAGAUGCACAGCUAGGAUGGGUACAAGUAAAGGAAGAUUUACAACAUGGAGAAACACCACAGCAAAGAAGAGUAGCUCAAUUUCUGAUCAUUUAUGCUCCAAGGAGGGGAAUCUUAGAGGUAUGGACGGCAGGAAAUGGUCCACGAAUUGCAGCCUUCAAUGUGAGUAAGUCAUGUCAGCUGAUCUGUCCAGGAUAUGGAUACCUGGGAUUAAAUAAUGUGACCAGUAGAGGAAUAAAGACGAGAUCAUUCCAGUGUGCUCUUAUUGACCCAGCUGGUACUAUAAAAACUCUAGAUGUACCAUUCCACUUAGCACUUAGUGAUAAGAACAGUAAAAGAGCGAGGGAUCUACAUUUGCUAAAGCAGUUAAAACUUGUGUUAAAGGACAACACUGUAGAGUCAGAGACAUUGGAAUCAACUUUGAAGUCUCUGAUUCUUGAUAUGAAAAUCUCAAGUAUUGCACAGCAGGGUGUAGAGAGAGUAUUAUCUACAAAGUAUCUGUCAGUGAGUGUGAUGAGAAAAAUACUUCAAGCAUGUCUACAGCAGUUCACUGAUAAAGAUUGUUUAGAUAUAGAUAGUAAGAUGUUCGUGAGAUAUAGUGAGCUAAAGGAUGGAUUACUACAGACAUACCAAAUGUUAGUAAAAAGUCACCAAGCUAUAGUGGAUCAAGAGAAUAAUCAGAGCAGUGAGGAAAUUCUUGAAAAAUCACUUGAUCUGCCAGGCUCUGAGGCCACACAUAUAGUUUCUCAACUUGAUCAAUAUUUCUCUACAAAGGAUGAUGGAAAUGGAGAAAAAUCAGUGAAGCGUGUCAAAUUUAAGGAUGACAAAGAGGGUAUGACACCAGCUGGUUUCCUAAGCUGUUUUCAAUGUCAGCCACACUUGUUUGAGCAGGAUGCUAGUCAGCAUGGAACAUAUGAGUUGAUGAGUAACUUAUCAGAUGAUAAAAGAACAGAUUUAGUUAAAUUUUUGUUUGAGCUUUCUCUGAGAGACAACAAAUCUGCCAAUGAACUGGGUAUCAUUCUACAGGAUAGCUCUCUGUCCCCAAAGUUGUUAAUGCAUAUGCUGAUUUAUUACUGGUUAUCGUAUGUUGAACCCUUGGUGAUUUGUAUACCUGCAUUGUACCACAUCAUUAAAGUCAUCACUGAAUUGACAGACAAAGCUGAAGUGCUAGUAGAAUGUGAUAGUAUCUCUCCUUGGUGGCAGAAAAUAAGAGAUACUUGUUGUCAUAGCAACAAUGCAGUAGCAGCAUAUUUACUUGGCCUUGCAUGUAGAUCUGUAGCUAAACAAAUGGAAUAUAAUCAAGUCAAAGCAAAGGAUCCUGAUGCUGAUACAGCAUCAAAUGAAGAUCAAAGUCAAUGUAACUCUGUUGACUUACAGAGAUGGGACCAGUUAGUAAAACAGUUAGAAGAUGUGCUGUCUUUGUGUAAUCUGUUAGGACUACAAAGAGCAGACGACAUGUCACAGCCUAUUCCUGUGUCUGUUUCAAAGUUAAUGGAGGGUGGAAGAGGUUCACUAUCAGAGUUGGUUGCCAAAUACAUUGCCAAGACAGGUCUGCAGCCAUGUGAUAUUGUCAAGUUUGGUUUGUCUGAUACUAUAGAGGUUGACCCUGGUAAAGAAGUCACGGAAACUGUCACAACACUGGAUAAAAUACAGGGUUGUUUAGAGCUUUUACAGCAGAGAUUUGUCCACAGUUUAGACAAUGAUGUUCUGUAUGCCAAUACAUCUUGGGAAAAUGCUGUGUAUUGGUACAAUGAACCAGAGUUGGUGCAAAAUUUGAAGCUUUCCUCUGAGUAUCUAAAGCUAGUACAGAAUGCUGUUCUCCAGCAUGGAGUAGGAGCUAUGAUGUGGAGUAUGUUCAUUUCUAAAAGAUUCCAAUCAGCUGCACUAUUAAUGGAAAAGGUUGGAAAAAUACCAAAGGAUAGGUUAACUAGAAAGGAGAUUGGAAUAAGUGAGGGUAAAAUGGUUGACUUUAUGGAAGCUGUGACAGAAUUCCUGGACAUUUUGAUGGAGGCAAACUGUGAGGCAAAUGAAGUUCCUGUGUUUAACAUUGAACCACUUUGGCAGGACAUAAGGGGUCCUACAUCUCUUGUAGAGCUAGCAGUUGAGCAGAAGACAACAAAUUAUGGUCUGAUACAUCACCAUUAUCAUCUGUCUGUGAUAAUGUUAGCAGUUUUGACCUUCAAUAUUAAAUCUGUCAAAGUUAUUUCUCUUUUUGACACUAAGGGUAGAAAUAGUUUCUUCAAGGCAUUUGACCAGCAUCCAUUACUGCCAUCUCAGAAUGUUGACCCUACCAUAACUAAUAACAGAAAACAGUUUCUGUCCAAGAUAAUUACAUGUAGUGUGCAUUCAGGUGAAAGAGAGGAAAUAGAAAAAUCACAACAGUUCCAAGGAUCAGAAUCAGUUCGGUUUAAACCAGUGCGUAACUGGUGUAAACUGGUUCUUGAACUUGCCAAGGACUUUGGUCUAGAUUUGGACUUUUUUAAAAGACAUCAUGUGGUUGAAUUGUAUUCUUGUGGACAUGAUAAAUUGGCAGAGGAGGUAUUAGGGACUGUAAAUGAUCGAGAGUCCAUGGGAGCUGAGUUACUUCCUGUAGCAGGUUGUAGAGUUGCUUAUCAGGUUCUAGUCAAAGACAAAUCAUGGGGUGCAGGACUUCUGACUAAUGUCUCACCAACACUAUCAUCAUGGCUACGAGAACUGAAAACUGACCAUUUGGUACAACCAGAAGUAGAUGUCCAGGACAUAUCUAAUCUGUUGCAACACGUAGCUAAUUGUCUACCUGAAGGAUUUAACGACUAUGAACUGGCUAUAUCACUAGUAGAUCUUGUCCAAUCAAUGAAGGGAUAAAGAGACCACUACUCAAUGAUAAUGUUACAACACGUAGCUAAUUGUCUACCUGAAGGAUUUAACGACUAUGAACUGGCUAUAUCACUAGUAGAUCUUGUCCAAUCAAUGAAGGGAUAACGAGACCACUACACAAUGAUAAACUUAUUGUUAAUGGCACCUCUACCC